Messenger RNA from Thermothielavioides terrestris NRRL 8126, 483 nucleotides. RefSeq lists its product as uncharacterized. NCBI's taxonomy places the organism in Eukaryota, Fungi, Ascomycota, Sordariomycetes, Sordariales, Chaetomiaceae. The record is from RefSeq and is a predicted model, not a curated record. The coding region runs from base 1 to 483 and encodes 160 amino acids. The transcript has a single exon.
AUGGCGUCAUCAGCCGAAGAGACCUUGAGAGCGACGAUGGAGAAGACGCUCCGCAAGUUCCUCGACGGCUACGUCGACGCGAGCACGCACCAAGACGCCACGCUGGUCUCGACGACGCUGACGGCCGAGUGCAAGCGCAAGCUCGCGCCCGACAGCGUCAUGGUGGCGCUGGGCGCGCCGCCGGGGCCAGCCUUAUCCGUCAAGGAAUACGAGCACAUCUACAGCCAGUCGCUGCCCGUGGCCAGAUCGGUCAGCGUCGACGUGACCCACCUCAGCGUCGACACGGGCAGCAAGACCGGGGCCGCGCGGACCGUCUACGUCAACAGGUACAUCGACGGCGAGGAGAUCGUGCUGGACAUGGCCUGGUUCGUCAGCUUCGCCGAGGACGGGGAGAAGGUCUCGGACAUCUUGCAGUACGUCGACGGGCUGGAGUUCGUCAAGUGGGAGGCCAGGGCCAGGGAGUUGUUGGAGAAGCAGAAGUAA